UGUUAACCAAGUCACAGUAUAAAACAUGAAGAUAACACACUUUGUACUCUCUUCUCUGGAAACUUUUAGGGUUUUUGACUCUUUGCUUAUCGCCGCUAAGCUCUCUAGCCUCCGCGAACCGCGGUUUCUACAGUCAAGCAGAAUGGAUUCUCAGAUUAAGCACGCCGUGGUGGUGAAAGUGAUGGGACGCACUGGGUCAAGGGGUCAGGUGACGCAGGUUCGAGUGAAGUUCACAGACUCUGAUCGUUAUAUUAUGAGAAACGUUAAGGGACCCGUGAGAGAAGGCGAUAUCCUCACCUUGCUAGAGUCUGAGAGAGAAGCCAGGAGACUUCGUUGAUUCGCCUUUUUAUUUUUCUACAAGUUGGAGAAAAGAAAACAGAACAAUGUCUACUUAUUUGUCUUUAUGGUCUCUGUGAGCGGUUUAGUGAUUAUGCUUUGGUUUGUUGCUAUGAGACAGUGGCUGGAUUGAUAUGGUGUAUUUUGGUAUUCAAAGUCUAUUCUUAUCUGUUUGUUUCAAAUCA
Molecule: messenger RNA, 521 nt
Organism: Brassica napus (rape)
Lineage: Eukaryota; Viridiplantae; Streptophyta; Magnoliopsida; Brassicales; Brassicaceae
Product: 40S ribosomal protein S28-1
Exons: 2
Coding region: 26-337 (103 amino acids)
Biological process (GO): translation; maturation of SSU-rRNA; ribosomal small subunit assembly
Cellular component (GO): ribosome; cytosolic small ribosomal subunit
Molecular function (GO): structural constituent of ribosome
Source: RefSeq, a predicted model, not a curated record